AUGAGACAGAGCGAUAAUCGGAUGUAUCCUUCUUUCUCUCUCCCUCUUUCAUUUUUUCUGUCACGUUACGGGGACGAAUUGGAAGAAAAGAAAAAGGAACGGCUUGAAAAGUUUGGAGAAUUUUGGGAUUCAAAAAUUUUGAGAACAAUGGAAAUUGACAAAAAAAAGGAAAACAGUAGCGAAAAAAAAAACAAAUUUCGAAGCUACCAGAAUAUUCUACGGUUCAGCUUUUCUAACUCGAAUACCACAACCAAAACAACAUUUGCGCAAUGGAAGAGAAAAUGGGUGAACGUAGAACGGUUCAGCGUGCGAAAUAGCGUAAGAAUUGGAGGGAAGCUGAGAAACAGAGAAAAGAAGGACAAGGACACAAGGGAAAGACGGAGUACAGAGGAAGAGGGAGAGGGCAAAUCGAACUGUUACAAGUUCGAACUGGUAAGGAGUCGAACUGUCCCAAAUUGGAACUUCGAAGCCGACCGUCGUUCGAUCAUCAUCACCAUCAACUCCUUCGACACCGAGUUGAGCAAGGACGAUCGUCAAAAGUUGUAUCCACGUUGCGGAAAACUCUACCCAGAUGGACUUAACAGUCUGUCUCGUGCUGAUGAUUACGAUCAAGUGAAACAAGUUUGUGAAUUCUAUUCCGACUACAAGCCACUUUUCGAAGGAUCUGGAAAUGGACCAGGAGAGAAGACUUUGGAGGAUAAGUUCUUCGAGCAUGAGGUCAAACUUAACGUACACUCCUAUCUUCAUCAAUUUCACUUUGGAGUCUUCUACGCAUUCAUCAAACUGAAGGAGCAAGAGAUGCGUAACAUUAUCUGGAUCGCCGAAUGCAUCUCCCAACGACACCGCACCAAGAUUGACAACUACAUCCCAAUUCUGUAA
Molecule: messenger RNA, 879 nt
Organism: Caenorhabditis briggsae
Lineage: Eukaryota; Metazoa; Nematoda; Chromadorea; Rhabditida; Rhabditidae
Gene: Cbr-vha-16
Product: Protein CBR-VHA-16
Exons: 9
Coding region: 1-879 (292 amino acids)
Biological process (GO): vacuolar acidification; vacuolar transport; proton transmembrane transport
Cellular component (GO): lysosomal membrane; vacuolar proton-transporting V-type ATPase complex; proton-transporting V-type ATPase, V0 domain
Molecular function (GO): proton-transporting ATPase activity, rotational mechanism
Source: RefSeq, a predicted model, not a curated record